Molecule: messenger RNA, 2236 nt
Organism: Ceratina calcarata
Lineage: Eukaryota; Metazoa; Arthropoda; Insecta; Hymenoptera; Apidae
Product: S-adenosylmethionine synthase-like
Exons: 5
Coding region: 672-1451 (259 amino acids)
Biological process (GO): S-adenosylmethionine biosynthetic process
Molecular function (GO): methionine adenosyltransferase activity; ATP binding
Source: RefSeq, a predicted model, not a curated record
UAUUUUAUUCUUACUUUUUUCUCGUAUCUGGUUGAUAUAUUUUGUUUCUUCUACUGUUCAUGCACAGAUUAUCCUUAUCGUGUUGACUGUAUUAAAAUGCACAAUCACUUAUUAAUCUUGACACUAAUCAUGGUUGUAUGCAGUUAUUCAUGAUUUGUUUGUAAAAUUUCAAGUUUAUAUACACAUUUACAAUUUUGUUUAUCAUUAAAAUUUCACAAACAACAUUUCAUAACAGAUAAUUGACUUUUAACUACUGACUAAUUUUACCAUUCGUACUUGAUUACUUAAAACUUGAGGUAUUAUCUUUAUGAAUUCAUGUCAUCAUGUCGGAGUGUAUGUUACAAACAUAAUAAACAUUGUUUACAAAUUCUUAAACCUAGUUUUUGCCCCAAUGUUACAGUUGGCUACUAAAUCUGCUCUGUGUGACACCCUUUUGUAAAUUACUAAACAAUUUUCCUAAUAAUCACAGUUACUGUCAAUUUCAAAUACGAAUUAAUUAAUUAACACAUAGUAUUAUAUUGUAUGCAUUUUAUGUCCUGUAUUAACGCUUGAUCUUUUGCGUUAGAAAUACUGUGUAAUAUUGUGAAAUUACUUGAAGAGUCAACAAAUCUACUUUUUAUUUUAAAUUUACAUCCCAUAAAGUUUAACUGAAAUCUUUCUAUCAGGGUCUAAUGUUCGGAUACGCGACAGAUGAAACAGACGAAUGCAUGCCACUGACCGUUGUGCUGGCACACAAAUUAAACCAGAAGAUUGCGGAGUUGAGGCGCAGUGGUGAACUAUGGUGGGCAAGACCAGACUCAAAAACACAGGUCACUUGCGAAUAUCUUAUGGAUCACGGAGCCUGUGUACCUAUGAGAGUUCAUACAGUGGUCGUAUCACUGCAACACAGCGAGAAAAUUGGUUUAGACGAAUUACGUAAGGCUGUUAUGGAAAAAGUCAUCAAGGAAGUGAUUCCAGCAAGGUAUCUGGAUGAGAGAACGAUCUUCCAUGUCAAUCCUUGUGGAUUAUUUAUUAUUGGCGGACCACAGAGUGAUGCUGGUCUCACUGGCCGUAAAAUAAUAGUUGAUACCUACGGUGGUUGGGGAGCUCACGGUGGUGGCGCAUUUUCUGGUAAAGACUUCACAAAGGUCGACAGAUCUGCUGCUUAUGCCGCAAGAUGGGUUGCUAAAUCUUUGGUAAAAGCUGGACUUUGCAGACGCUGCCUCGUGCAGGUGUCUUAUGCCAUUGGAGUAGCAGAACCUCUUUCAAUCACAGUUUUUGACUACGGUACUUCUAAGCGACCCCAAAAUGAACUGUUAGAUAUAGUUAACAAAAAUUUCGACUUACGGCCGGGAAAAAUCGUUAAGGAGUUAAAUCUUCGUAAUCCUAUUUAUCAACAAACUAGUACGUAUGGACACUUUGGACGAGAUGGGUUCACCUGGGAACAGCCAAAAACUCUGACUCUCGAUUGAUGAGAGCGUAGAUUUUAAAUCAUGUUGGCGUUUAUUAAUAUAAAACGUCUACCAAAUUGCUCUCGAUAACCAUGUGUCUCGUAAACGUUUUCCGAGAUUUUCCGGUCUCCGCGUUACUUCACCAAGUCCAUCGAUUCCUUUUGCCAAUUUAGUACUAGCAAAAAGAAUAACACGCUAGACUUUUCCACUUUAUGAGAUAUUUGAUGUUACGUGAUAUAGUACAAAUUUUGUAGAACCAACGCGCAGAUGACUGCAGUCAUUUUUCCUUUGCUCUUUGAAAGCUAAAUUGAAAUUGGUCGAUCGUUAGGUACAUUGAAACUAUCUUGAGACGAAGGAAGAGUAAGUCAGGCCUGUGGUAACACUACUCUUCCGAGGCUUGUGAGCAGUGCGUAUUUAAAAUACAAACUGAUGAAAGAUCAUUAAAAUAUGUAGAAAGAAGAACGUUCCGCAUUUAAAAAAAAAAGAAUUGUAAAUUGGCAACAUCGGGCCAGCAGAUAUGUGAGACGAAACUAUUCUCUCAGAUUUUUAGCGGUAUUAGUACUUUGUUUAAACGUACGUGAAAGUUCAACCAACUCAUAACCAAUGUAAUAUUCACUAGAUUAUACUAAACCCCACCCAAUAAUUUCAACCAAUGUUUAUGGUGCUUUCAUGUACGUUUCUCAUCGUUAGAAUUAUUAAUUGUUCGAGUGCAAAUAUAAACUCAUCGUGACUAUGUACAUUAAUUUUAGCAAAGUGGGAAAGCGAAUCAAUUUGAAGUGACCAAUAAAAAACGACAUUACUCUUCA